Messenger RNA from Neurospora crassa OR74A, 2048 nucleotides. It is a transcript of the gene nfh-1, whose product is annotated as DNA damage checkpoint protein rad24. The coding region runs from base 676 to 1350 and encodes 224 amino acids. Lineage: Eukaryota; Fungi; Ascomycota; Sordariomycetes; Sordariales; Sordariaceae. Gene Ontology annotation, cellular component: cytoplasm. Gene Ontology annotation, biological process: signal transduction. The record is from RefSeq and is a predicted model, not a curated record. The transcript is spliced from 5 exons.
CUGAUUCUCGUCCCAAUUGCCCAUCCACCUGUUAGCGAGAGACUCCAGGCCCCUUGCCCGUUUGGCCUGGUCACCGCCAGAGCUGCUCGGGCGGCUAGGUCUCUUGCUAGCAGCCAAUCGUCGUUUGAUUCCACCUUGGCCGAAAAAAAAAGCAGGCCCCCCCCAGCACGGCUGGCUCGCACUAGACUGAGCGGGGAUCGGGGGAAUCUCAGGCCUUCUCCCUAAAGCCAAAGUCCCUUUGCCUUCAACCCAGCGACACUCCUUCGAACCUGCCUGCCUCCCAAUCUUAUCACGUCACAGCCAGCAAAGCAAAACCACCGUAGUCUUCCGGUUAACCUAUUUUUUUUCUCCCUCUCUUUCCGCUUUCUCCUCUUCCAUUCCCAAUUUGCAACAGUAGCGAUCUUUUCCGCGCCCUAUACCCAACCCAAUCAACACCAUGGCCAACGAAGUAAGUCAGCUCCAGCCGCACGCCGUCAACGCCGGCCUUCGGGCGCAGACGGCCUAUUCCCCCAUUUCUCGACACCGCCUUCCCCUUGGCGCCGGCCAUGGCCAGCAGGAUCGCUAUGCUUCCGGCAAGGUGCAACACAUAUGCUAACGUUUGCCUUGUUCUUGGUGUAGCGCGAGAGCAAGACUUUCCUCGCCCGCCUCUGCGAGCAGGCUGAGCGUUACGAUGAGAUGGUCACCUUCAUGAAGGAGAACGUCGUCGGCACCCGCCGCGCCAGCUGGCGCAUCAUCUCCUCCAUUGAGCAGAAGGAGGAGUCCAAGGGCUCCGACAAGCACGUCGCCAUCAUCAAGGAGUACAGGCAAAAGAUUGAGACUGAGCUUGAGACCGUCUGCAAGGAUGUCCUCGAGGUCCUCGACGAGGCCCUCAUUCCCCACGCCGCCACUGGCGAGUCCAAGGUCUUCUACCACAAGAUGAAGGGUGACUACCACCGUUAUCUUGCCGAGUUUGCUUCCGGCGAGAAGCGCAAGAACGCUGCGACUGCGGCUCACGAGGCUUACAAGAACGCCACCGAUGUUGCUCAGACUGAGCUCACUCCCACCCACCCUAUCCGCCUGGGUCUCGCCCUCAACUUCUCCGUUUUCUACUACGAGAUUCUUAACUCCCCUGACCGCGCCUGCCACCUCGCUAAGCAGGCUUUCGAUGAUGCCAUUGCCGAGCUCGACUCGCUGUCCGAGGAGUCUUACCGCGACAGCACCCUUAUCAUGCAGCUCCUCAGGGAUAACCUCACUCUCUGGACCUCGUCCGACAAUGGCGAGCCUGAGGCCGCCGCUGAGGCCCCCAAGGCCGAGGAGAAGGCUGAAGAGAAGGCUGAGGCUGCUGAGGAGAAGGCUCCCGAGGAGCAGUAAGCGCAUCUUUCCAGACCGUGGUUUCUUUCGCCAUGACGGGUGCAUGCCCUCGCUGGUCGCCUGAGGUGUACCGGAGUGGCACCGGAAACGCCCGUCCUUUGCGCAACUGGUCUCGUGUUGCUUCUUGACUAUGAUAGCUAGGAUUUUUGUAAACUUGAGCUGGGCUUUGUUCUCUCUGGACUUGACCGGCUGGCGGAUGGAGCGUGAAAUAUGCGGCACAUUGGCCAUUGGCAGGACGGGGGCUUCGAUAAAGGAAGUUGGUUGAUGUCGGGGGCCACUGAAAUGCAGGGCAUGAUAGUCGUUUCCUAUUCUCUUAUUAUUAUCCUUUCCCUGUUGUCUUUGUCGCCACGCACCUCUCCCUUCCACCUGUUUUUUCUCGGAUGGGAAGAGGGUAAGAGAAGGAAGCAAGAAGGUCUCUGUUUAACAACUUCCCCCCCCCCCCCCCCCUUCCCAACAAAAAGCCAAAGGAACUAUACCAUUCCACUUGGCGAGGAAAACAAAUGACACUCCAAUCAGAGAUAUAUCCCUGUCCCUUAUGAGGACGUUCACGUACCAUGAUUAUUUUGCGGUGCUUCUAAAUGCCCUUACACUACCUGCCCUUACUGGAAAAGUUUGUUUUCUAAACUUAAUGUAGACUCAGGAGGAUCAGGCCUUGAUAUCUUUAUACCAUCGGUGCGGAAAAGAACAUAAUCAUCCUU